GGUUAAUAAACAAAACAUCGCGUUCCAAUAAUAACAGGUGAGUUGAAUCAUUAUAAAAAAGUAUCAUUAGAUAACUUUUAUGUUGUAAAUGUCUUACUUAAAUUGAUAAAGAUCUCAAAAUAUUACGCGAAAAGCAAAUAAAGUAUAAAAAUAAAUCUUAUUGAUCCAAGUGGUUUAUCGCAGUCGUGAGUCAGGUUUUAUUUUUGUGCUACUGAUACGUUUUAGUGUUAAAAUUAUUGUGAGGAGUUUUAUAUAAGAAGUCGCAAUGUCCCACACAGUAACGGUAACUAGGACAACUACAACAACAACUACCUCAGCUAUUAUCAUCAAUUCAGGAUAUUUGAAAUCAUGGCCAGGAUUACUAAAAUUAGCCGAACUGAUUCUAGGAAUAGUCACCGUGGGCAUAGUGAGUUACUAUGUUAACAAAUACAUACGUUUGGUAUACUCACCAGAAAUAUUCUUUCUCCUUAUGGCUGUUACAUUCUUAGUAGGAACAUUUUUAUUAUUGACGUCGUGUUUAAUAUCUAUCUCGACUGCUUCAAUUAUCUCAAAAACAAUUUACGAAGUGGUGUACCACGGUUUUGCUUUUAUCUUGGUGUUAGCCGCUAGUUUAACUCUAGUUACAGAGAUAAAUCAUAAAAGACAAAACUACUACGGAGGAGAUUACGAACCUUAUUUUGCAGCCGCUAUUAUUGGACUUGUUAAUGCCGCCCUAUAUCUUUUAAGCACAAUCUUUGCCCUCAGGAGCUACAGAGGAUUGUAAUUUCUCAUUAUUUUGUAUUUAUUUAUUUUUCUUUGUAUUUUUUUGUUAAAUAUCUAUUUUAUACCAUUUUUUAUUUCAUUUUAAAAGUACUUAUGCAAUUUAAUCAUCAAUUAACUAUAACGGAUAAUUUUCAAUAAAUCUAUAACUUGCAUAAAACAUUUACUCACAAAGGUGUUGACUGAACCGUUAUAAUCUGAUUAUGUUAUAAAUAAUGGCGCAGAUACUCUCUUAGUUACAUUGGUCUCAUAUUUAACGAUCAGAAAUUAUAUUUCCAAUCACGUAUUCCACAUAGCAAUUAACACUUUCAUAGUGAAAUUAUUAUAUGCAACUUGUAGAUUUUGAAAUAAAUCAGGAUAUAAAUAUAUAUGAUGUUCACUUUUUAUUUAACUAAAAUCGAAAAAUUAAUAAGAUUCAAGAGUUUACUUCAACAUAGGUUUGUUAAAACCUCUUCUCGGAACGGUUAUUGGAAGCGUUUAAAUGAUAUUUUCUGCGCGAUUUCCUGCUAUGCUUGAUUCUGGUAACAGUAUUUGCUAGGUUUGCUCCAACCCAUCAAAAAACCGUCCUUGGUACGGUGACGAUUCUGCGCAGUAGAGUUUACGUAUUCCAACUGGGCGGCUACCAUUAUACGACUGAUUCUGUUUUGUGCUCCAACCGACUUGUGUGCAUAGCCGGAGAAUGAGCAGAAAAUAUCAUCCAAAUGCUUCCAAUAACGUUUCCAUGAACAAUCCAGAUUAGCAGGUUGAACGAACCUGUUAUCAACCAAGCUGGAACAUAAAAAUUCACAAAAAGUGAACAUAUUACGUUUUAUAUAGAUUUUUUUAUUAAUAAUAAGAUCUUAAUGCUGCCAUAAUAUUGCAUUUUAAUUGUGCCUUACAUGUAAGCUUUUUAUAUAUAAAUGAAUUGGUAAAUUUAAACAAUAAUUAUAUUUAUAAUACUGUAUACUAUUAUACAACAAAGAAUUUUUCGAUAAUUUCAAUAGUAGGUGUACAAAUAUAAACAAAAUAAACAAAUUUUAUUAUAAAUUAUAAAGAUCAAAAUAUAAAAAUUAUAUUUGUAGCAAUAUAAAUGAAUAGUUUUCACUAAUUAUUUUAAGUUUACAAUGUUAUUUUUUGAAGAAUUUAAAUAGAAUGUCGUUGUGUUGUGUCGAAUGCACUAAUUGUAGAUUUAAUAUCAGAAUAUUGUGAACCAAAAAUCAUAAUUUAUUUUUAUCAUUUUCAUUUAUAUUUUUGUAAAACAUUGUGUACAGUUUGUUAGGUUAUAAAAUUUGUAAUCAUAUGUCCAAUAUGUUGAAUAAAUAGUCAAUAACA
Diorhabda carinulata is the source of this 2070-nucleotide messenger RNA. RefSeq names its product CKLF-like MARVEL transmembrane domain-containing protein 8. The coding region runs from base 266 to 763 and encodes 165 amino acids. The transcript has 5 exons. Gene Ontology annotation, cellular component: membrane. The record is from RefSeq and is a predicted model, not a curated record. Lineage: Eukaryota; Metazoa; Arthropoda; Insecta; Coleoptera; Chrysomelidae.